UUCACUUCAACGAUGAGAUUGUGCCUUCUUGUGCUGGGCUGCGUGAUAGCUGCCAGCGCCUGGCCGGUCGACCAACUUUCGGUUCGAGAUCAUGGCAUCAAUGGUUGGUUUGUCCCUCAAAGGGAAGGUGGCCUAAGAUGGAUUGGUAAGGCGGAGGCGGAGCGCCAGUUGGAAUACUACGAGGCUCAGGAGGCGUUGGAAGGUCGUCUGUCCACCAACACGGUUAACUUCUACCUUUACACGCUGCAGAAUCCUAGUACAGGACAACAGAUCAAGGCUACCCAAGACUCCAUCGAUGGUUCUUUUUUCAAUCCUCAAAAUCCAACUAGAAUCACCAUUCACGGUUGGAACUCGAACUACAAGGAUGGGGUGAACACCAGGGUAGCCGAUGCUUGGUUCCAGUACGGCGACUACAACAUGAUCGCAGUAGACUGGCUUCGUGGACGUUCCUUGGAAUACGCUUCCUCUGUGGCCGGAGCCCCAGGAGCUGGAAAGAAAGUAGCCGCACUUGUGGACUUCCUAGUGGAGGGAUACGGCAUGAGCUUGGACACUCUGGAAAUUGUGGGCUUCAGUUUGGGCGCCCACGUUGCAGGACACACCGCCAAGCAGGUGAACUCUGGCAAGGUGGGAAAAGUCGUGGGCUUGGAUCCCGCCUCCCCCCUGAUCAGUUACUCAAACACCGAAAAGCGUCUGUCCAGCGAUGAUGCAUUAUAUGUGGAGUCAAUCCAGACAAACGGUGCCAUUUUGGGCUUCGGCCAGCCAAUUGGAAAAGCUUCCUUCUACAUGAACGGUGGUAGAUCACAGCCUGGUUGUGGUAUCGAUAUAACCGGCAGUUGCUCACACACCAAAGCUGUUCUGUAUUACGUGGAGGCGCUGCUGUGGAACAACUUUCCUUCGAUAAAGUGCGAAUCCUCCGUGGACGCCAACAAGAACAACUGUGGCAAUACAUACAGUUCAGUCUUUAUGGGUGCUUCCAUAAACUUCUUUGUCGCAGAAGGUAUCUUCUAUGUGCCGGUAAACAAGGAAUCCCCUUACGGACUUGGAGAACUGAACAGUGGCGGAGAGGCUACAACUGGUACUCCUGAAAUUACUUCUACUACUGUUGAUGGUGAAGAUGAGUCGACGACUGAGGUCUCCACAUCGACGACAACGGAUAAGCCAGAGGAGUCGACAACCGAAGAGCCCGAAGAGGAUUCCACAACAAACGGAAAGCCCGAAGAAUCCUCUACUACAACCGAACAGCCCGAAGACUCGACUACUACAACCGAAGAACCAAUAGAUUCGACUACGGAAGCCCCAGAAGACGAAAGUACGACCUCUUCUCCAACAGACGGAGGAGAGCAAUCAACGACUGAAGAGCCGGAAACGACCACAGAGAAGCCCGAAGAGACCUCUACAUCACCAAUUGAUACUGAGGAUUCAACAACUAAGGAGCCUGAAGAUGUUUCUACUACCCCCAAGGAAUCCGAGGAGUCCACCACUUCAAGUCCUGAAGAUGAUGAUACUACGUCAGCACCUGGCGAAGAUGAUGAUACUACCGCAGCUCCAGGAGGUGACGAAGAGGAAACAACCACCGAGGACCCCGAAGAGACCACUACAUCACCCAGUGAUGCUGAUGAUUCAACAACCGAGGAGCCCGAAGAAGAUACUACAACGACCAAAAAGCCAGUAGAACCCUCAACUACAACCGAAGAACCUGAGGAUUCGACUACUGAAGUUCCCGAGGAGUCUACAACAGAAGAACCCGAUAAGGAGACAUCUACAACAAACGCAGAACCAGAAGUAACGACUACCGUUGAACCGGAUGUUGAUAGUACUGUUGAUCCAGAAGGUGACCAAUCGACAAGGGAGGACCUCGAGGAUGUAUCCACAACCGCUGUGCCCACUAAGCUACCUUCGACAACGGGUGUUCCUCCUGAAGUUCCCAUUACCACUCUGGCUCCAGAAGUUCCGUCAACAUCACCACCACAAGAUGGAAAUACCAAGAACAUCUUCAUUUUUAACGUGUUUUUGGUGAAUGUAAAGAUAGAAAACAAAAGUUGAAUGUAAGGCAAUGCUUCUUACAUAGUUUCUCGCCCAUUUGGCGAAGAGAAAAUAAGAAUAAAAUUCAAAUAAUAUUGCAAGUCC
Molecule: messenger RNA, 2127 nt
Organism: Drosophila melanogaster (fruit fly)
Lineage: Eukaryota; Metazoa; Arthropoda; Insecta; Diptera; Drosophilidae
Exons: 3
Coding region: 13-2043 (676 amino acids)
Biological process (GO): lipid metabolic process
Cellular component (GO): extracellular region
Molecular function (GO): lipase activity
Source: RefSeq, marked reviewed